UCCGAGAGAGAAAGAGAGAGAGAGAGAGAGAGAGCCAAAAAACCUGCCUAAAUCACUGGAAGCCUUUAUUUUUUCUCCUUCCUGGAAGCCGAAUCCGUCUUUAUUAACAACAACAUGGAGGAUAUAAGUAUCGACCAGAAAAAGCUCCCAGGCGUCAAAGAGGUGUGUCGUGAUUUCGCUGUGCUGGAGGAUCACUGUCUGGCCCACAACCUUCAAGAACAAGAGAUUGAGAGCCAUCUGGCCUCCAACAUCCACAAGAGUCGUCUGGUCCAGCAGGAUCUCCGUGUGGCCAAGCGUCUCCAAGAAGAAGAGGACCAGCGCGCCAAAGCCAAAAGCCAAAAAAAGCAUCAAGAUCUGGAACGCAUUGACAGCGAAAUAGCUCAAGAAAUUCAGGAGCAGCUGGCCUGGCAGGCCGAGAAGCAGAAGCAGCAGGAGGCGAAGGAUGAGGCCAUUGCUCGUAAGCUGCAGGAGCGAGAGAUGAAAGAGGAACGGAGGCGGCAAAAGCAGCUGGAGGCCAAACUGGAAGAGCAGUACUAUGAAGACAAAGGAGCCUGCCGACUCCCCUCAGACCCCCGUGUGGAAUCCACAGUCUCUGAUUUGCCAGUGCCUGGCAGAGAAAGGUACCGCGAAUUAAGUCGAGGUCGACUCCCCUCAGACCCCCGUGUGGAAUCCACAGUCUCUGAUUUGCCAGUACCUGGCAGAGAAAGGUACCGCGAGUUAAGUCAAGGUCGAUCUCCAGAUCACCGACGACUGGACACUCAAAACAGACCUGCUGAACAUUUCCCCUUCCAAGGCGAUCCCUCGAGAGUCUCUGAGCUUCAUAAAUCUGAACAGAGCCGAGGGAGAAACGAAGGCAAGGCCAGAAGGCAAGCACCCGAGCACCACCAUGCAGAGGUAAGGACUAAAUACCCAGAGGAAUACAUGACUGGAAGAAACCGAUAUGCGGAAGCAGAACCACGUCACAACCAGCACGCGGCCACGACUGCAAAGGAACGAGCGCAUAGGGACGACCCCCCUGACAGGGACAGGACAAGGAGGAAGGAACAAGAUAAUGAGCGAGAACGAAGGGGAAAAGGAGAUAAGGCACAAUACAGAGAGAAAAAUAGAGACCAAAGUAGAGACAGACUCCGGCACAAAGAUGUGGACAUGGGAGAACAUGGUUAUAUACACAAAAGCUUGGAUUUAGAUUUGGACAUAGACCAACGUGGACGCAAGGAGAGAGUAAGGGAAGAGGAAAGACUCUGGAAUAGGGACAGAGACAGCAGAGGACGAGAGGUGGAUAGUCCGUCUUCUGGUAAACGCUGUUCAGAGGAAAGCGAGGAGAACGCAGAGUACACCAGCAGGCAGAGGCACCACAGCAACGAUGAGGUGUUUGAGGAGCCCAACUCUAGAAGUAACUCUAAAGGGCAAACCCCCAGGUGUAGAGGACGUGGCGUGCAAGAGGAGUACGGGUUGAAGGACGCAAUGCACGGUUUGUCACAGAUAGACCUGCGAGCCCAGGAACUCCGAGACAUGGAGGUGGCACGAAAAAUACAGGAAGAGGAAAUCAUGGCAAGUAAACUUGACAAACGAGCUGCUCAAGUUGCAAAAGAUGAGGAAAUAGCUCGGCGAUUCAUGGAGGAAGAAGAAAGGGAGUACAAGAAGUCCAGAGAGAAAGAAAGACAGCAGAGACGAGCCGAGGGAGAUUUCAGGCCCACAGAGGAGGAAAUGGCCCGGCCUCGAACGCGAGAAGAGCACGACUACCAAAAGGCUCGGAAUCCCAAACCAUCCAGACCUCCUCCUCCACCACAUAUCCCUAACUAUGUGAAUGUUGACCCCAGCUAUGAAUAUACAGAUAACUACUCCCCUCGCCCGCCUUCCAGACCCGAGGCUGCUUACAAAGGUGCCUACUACAGACAGUGACUCGAGGCCCUUGCUGUCAUUUCAUGACUUUGUGCUGUACUGCUGUAUUUUUUUUUUUUCUUUCUUUCUUUUUUUUUUUUCCCUCUUCACUUUUUUGAAGAUCGCUGCAUACCGCUCGCAGGAGGGUGCCGGGUGUGAUUUCUUUGCUGAACUCGUACAAAACACCAAUUCCAGACUUUUGAACACACAUCAUAUUGUCGUAGUGUGCACGAUGAUUACGCACUCAUUUUCUUGUGCAUGUUUGAAGGAAAAAAAAAAAUUCUGAACAAUGACAAGAGUAUUUUUUUUAUUUAUUUUUAAUUUAUGUUUUGUAAACAUGAAGAAUCAUAUCAUUGAUUUUUUGCAGAUAUUGUAUCGGAUCGUAUGGUGAGUAAAUGUAUUGACUGCCACCUACAGCCAUGCCAGUACACCGACAACUGAUGUACACUUACUUUUCACGCCAGCAGGUGUCUCUCUUACGUGUUUGGGGGGGGGUUGGGGGUGGGGUUUUGCAUUCAUCCGGGGUGAAGACAAAUGCAACAAUAAACACAGAGCAGGAGUAUUUAUAGUUCAUCAUUCCAUUUGUCAAGUUGUUCUCAUUCCAAAAUGAUCUCGGUUUUUAUAUUUUGUCUGCGUUUGUUCAGGGAAAUGUACUAAACAAUGAUUUGUACUACAUGUUUCCUUGUGUAGAACUGAAAAGCUCAAUUCCUCUGGUACAGUAUUUGUGCCUCUACUAUACUAGUGUUCUUUUGCCAGUACUAUAUCCCUUUUACGCUCACGAACAUGAAAACGUCGCAUAUCUGUCAUUGAAGGAUUGCGCGAGCUACUGCGCCGAAGUCAGGUUACAGAGUGUUAUACUUUUUCUUUUUUGUUGAACUGAAUUUAUUUACCAGCAUGACUCGAAAUAUUAAGAUAGAAGGUUCCGGAGAUGUUUACUGUAUGCGCCAGAAAUGAAAAAAUAAAAGGGUAUUGCAUUCGUGUUUUGCACUGAAUGGAGAAAAAUCUCUGCUGUUUGUUUGUUGGCUCAUUUCUGGAAUAUGAUAAAGUGCUUGCUGUAAAGUGACUUUUGCUUGAACUACUGUCAUUAGCUCUCAUAUUUCGAGGAGCAAUGAAUCUAAAUCAAACACUAUAUAGACACAUGAGCGAUUUAGUUGGCCAUAAGGGUAAUGAUGUUGAGUGGGCGUUUCAGUUCAUCCCAAAAGUGUUCAAUAGGGUUGAGGUCAGAGCUCUGUAGCAGGCCACUGAAGAACUUCUACAUCUUCAAACCAAUGUACACCAUAUCUUCAUUGAUCUGGUUUUGUGCACAGUGCAAAUUUUUGAGUCUCCUAGUUCAAGUGAAGGUAAAAAUUUCAUGCCACAGUAUUAAGACAUCUUAUACAAAUGCGUGCCCCCAAUUUUGUGGUAAAAUUUGGGCCAAAUUUGAGGAAAAUCGGCUGGGAAAAUUCAAGUGUUCUUUGUCUAUAUAGUGUGUAUGUUUUUUUUGUUUGUUUGUUUGUUUUUUUUAUUUUUUUUUAUUAGAGGCAAUACAAGAAUCAGUUUGUAUUCAGUGGUAAAAAUUCAUGCUCAUACGACUAUAACUAUUUGUUCUACAAUCAAAUGCUGUAUGUCUUGUGAUCAACCAUGUAUGUUUGUAUCUUGCACAUUAUUUCAUAAGUAACACUGGCCAAGUAUGAUUGAAAUAAAAAAAAUAUGUAAAAUAA
This is a messenger RNA of Silurus meridionalis, 3581 nucleotides long. It is a transcript of the gene ccdc50a, whose product is annotated as coiled-coil domain containing 50a. Bases 115 to 1902 code for a protein of 595 amino acids. Gene Ontology annotation, molecular function: ubiquitin protein ligase binding. The record is from RefSeq and is a predicted model, not a curated record. The transcript has 12 exons. Gene Ontology annotation, cellular component: cytoplasm. NCBI's taxonomy places the organism in Eukaryota, Metazoa, Chordata, Actinopteri, Siluriformes, Siluridae.